UCUGCCAUGUCAUUUGCUUCCUUCUUCAGACUGGGGUUUCUGAGAGCAAGGACCGGGUUCCCCAUCAGUCUGGGGCUCCGUGAGGACAGAGGCUGGGCUUCCCACGAUCACUGGCAGCUCUCUGUGGGCUGGGGCUGUGCCUCCUCCAUCCUCGGGGAUGACCCCGUGGUCCCCCAGUCCUAGCCCACCCCCAGUGGGCACAAGGUGGGAGCAGGGAGGGGUGCACACAGUGAUAACCAUCAGUGGGGGAGAAGACUCUACUCCUAGGAGUUCCUAUCCCAGAGGGGCUAAGUCUCAGACCUGCUGCCGGGCCGGCUGGAGACCAAACUCCAGGAUCUAGGUCACCCCCUUGGCAGCAGAGCUGAUUUAUGGUCCCCCUGACAGCCUAAUAUCACCAAAUUACCCCACACAAUGGAGAGAGGCUGGGCUGCCUCCGGGGAGUCACAGAAGGACGCUGAGCCUGGGCGGCACUGCCGCCUCCCGAUCGCAGACCUCCUUCAGGUCUGUGGGGGGAGGCUGGUGCUGACAGAGGGCACACCCAGGCAUGCCACCUUCAGCUGGGGGUAUAAGUAAGAAGCCUUGGGGACAGCCCUGUACCCUGCACUCGGGAACUAGCAGCACUCUGACGACUGCCUCCUAUCCCACGAGCUGCAGCAGGGCCAGCCAUGAGUUGCAGACAAUUCUCCUCCUCUUACCGGAGCCAAGGCAGCUCCAGGGGCGGCGGGGGCAGCAUGAUGUCCUCGUUCGGUCGCGUCAGCUCCUCAGGGGCCGCUGGAGGAGGGGGCCGAUUCAGCUCUUCCAGUAGCUACGGAGUGGGGCGCUCUGGGGCCUGUGGGAGGGGAGGUGGUGGCAGUUUUGGCUCCAGCUACGGUGGAGGAUCUGGGGGUGGUUUUAGUGCUGGUAGCUUCGGUGGAGGUUCCAGGCGCUUCGGUGGUGUGUCUGGAGGAGGCUUUGGGGGUGGAUCUGGAGGAGGCUUUGGAGGCUUUGGGGGCUUUGGGGGUGGAUCUGGAGGAGGCUUUGGUUUUGGUGGCGGUUCUGCAGGAGGCUUUGGGGGAUCUGGGGGCUUUGGCGGUGACUUUGAUGGUGGUGCUGGUGGUAUUCUGGGCACUGAUGAGAAGACCACCAUGCAGAACCUCAAUUUCCGGCUGGCCUCCUACUUGGAUAAGGUGCAGGCACUAGAGGAAGACAACAAUAAACUGGAGGGUAAGAUCCGGGAAUGGUAUAACAAGCAGGGACCCAUGGUCUUCCAAAAGGAUUACUCCCCCUACUAUGACACCAUCGAAGACCUCAAGAACCAGAUUCUGGACACCACAGUGGGCAACCAUAAGACUCUCCUGGAUCUUGACAACAUUCGCAUGACAUUGGAUGACUUCAGGAUGAAGUAUGAGAUGGAAAACACCCUGCGACAAGGAGUGGAGGCUGACAUCAAUGGCUUGCGGAAGGUGCUGGAUGAUCUGACCAUGCAAAAGUCUGACCUGGAAAUGCAGUAUGAGUCUCUGCAGGAGGAACUGAUUUUCCUCAAGAAGAAUCAUGAGGAUGAGAUGAGUCAGCUGACUGGGCAGAACUCUGGGGAUGUCAACGUGGAGAUGAAUGCUGCUCCUGGCAAAGAUCUCACCAAGAUCCUCAAUGACAUGCGCGAGCAGUAUGAGAGGAUCAGUGCUAAGAACCGUAGGGACAUUGAAGAGCAAUAUGAGACUCAGAUGAGCCAGAUGGAGCAGGAAGUGACGAAUAGUGGCCGGGAGAUGGAGUCCAGCAACAAGGAGGUGACCCAGCUCCGGCACAGCAUCCAGGAGAUGGAGAUUGAGCUGCAGUCUCAGCUCAGCAAGAAAUCGGCCCUGGAGAAGUCCUUGGAAGACACCAAGAACCGCUACUGUGGCCAGCUGCAGCAGUUGCAGGAGCAGAUCAGUAACCUGGAGGCUCAGCUCACUGAGAUCCGGGGAGAGAUUGAGUGCCAGAAUCAGGAAUACAGCGUUCUGCUCAACAUCAAGACACGGCUGGAGCAGGAAAUUGCGACUUACCGCAGCCUCCUUGAGGGUGGCCAGGAGGACUUUGAAUCUCAUGAAUCUGGACAAAGGCGCUCUGGAGGUGGCAGAGGAAGUGGAUAUCACGGUGGAAGUGGAGGCAGUCAUGGAAGAGGAUCCUGGGGAGGAAGUGGAGGUAGCCAUGGAAGAGGAAGUGGAGGCAGCUAUGGAGGAAGAGGUAGUUCUGGAGGGGGAAGUGGAGGUAGCCACGGAGGAGGAAGUGGUGGCAGCUAUGGUGGAGGAAGUAGUUCUGGAGGAGGAAGUGGAGGCAGGGGAGGAAGUGGUGGCAGCUGUGAAGAAGGAAGUGGAUCUGGAGGAGGAAGUGGCGGCAGCUACGGAGGAGGAAGUGGAUCUGGAGGAGGAAGUGGCGGCAGCUACGGAGGAGGAAGUGGAUCUGGAGGAGGAAGUGGCGGCAGCUACGGAGGAGGAAGUGGAUCUGGAGGAGGAAGUGGUGGCAGCUACGGAGGAGGAAGUGGAUCCAAAGGCGGAAGUGGUGGCAGCUACGGAGGAGGAAGUGGAAGAUCAUCUCAGUCCCAGUCCUCUUCCUCAAAAUCUGGUGAAUGUGAUGAUACACAAGGCUAUCAGAUUCGAUACUAGAGCUCCUGUAAAUGUUUUUGGCUCCGCCUCAGCUGAGUGUCCCCCAGACGGGCAGCCCCCGACAAAGCCUGCUUAUUGCCUUCUGACAUCAAGGAUGGCUGGCAACGAGUCCCAGGGCUCAUUUGGGACUGGGC
Molecule: messenger RNA, 2752 nt
Organism: Neofelis nebulosa (Clouded leopard)
Lineage: Eukaryota; Metazoa; Chordata; Mammalia; Carnivora; Felidae
Gene: KRT9
Product: keratin 9
Exons: 8
Coding region: 666-2618 (650 amino acids)
Cellular component (GO): keratin filament
Molecular function (GO): structural molecule activity
Source: RefSeq, a predicted model, not a curated record